AUGUACCGCAACAUUUUAGUCCGUGACACAGAUAGGGAUUUUCAGCGUAUCGUAUGGCGCACUUCUCCUGACGAACCUAUACGUGACUAUCGCCUUCGUACUGUAACUUUCGGAGUUAGUUCCUCGCCUUACCUCGCACUUCGUACAAUGCGACAACUUGCGCUUGAUGAAGCCACUCGUUUCCCACUUGCUUCUCAAGUCAUAAUAGGUGACAUAUUCGUAGAUGAUAUAGUGUCAGGCGACAAUACGGAGGCAGAAGCUCUUGCUCUACAACAGGAGUUAAUAAGCAUAUGUCAGGCUGCCGGCUUUACUCUUCACAAGUGGCACAGUAACUCGCCUGCGUUACUCGCUGCGGUUCAGCCCACAAGUUCUCAUGGUGAGCAGCACCAUUACGUACCUUUUGCGGAGAUGGAAAAUGACAUGAAAACUAAAGUACUUGGUCUUCAGUGGAACUCAAAUUCAGAUUCAUUUACUUUCAGUGUUCAAAUUACCUCUAACAAAUGUACUAAGCGUUCGAUUCUUUCAGAAAUUGCUAGAAUUUAUGACCCACUUGGCCUUUUAUCGCCAGUCACCAUUUUUGCUAAGCAUUUAAUCCAGUUGUUGUGGAUAGCAAGUGUAGAUUGGGACGAAAACCCACCCCAAGAUAUAAUAAAUUCAUGGGCCAGUUUUACUAACGAGCUUCCACUCUUAUCGAAAGUUACUUUUCCGCGACAUGUAUUUACCCACACUCAUUCUGUACAACUUCAUGGGUUCUCAGACGCAUCCGAGAAAGCGUAUGCCGCAUGCGUCUAUCUUCGCGUGCGGGGAGACAUGGGUGCAGUGGAUACUUACCUUCUUUUAGCUAAAACACGCGUGGCGCCUACUAAACGUAUGUCCAUACCGCGCCUAGAGCUCAUGGCGGCCCUAUUAUUAUCUAGAUUAAUGAAAGCUACCUUAAAUAUUUAUGGGAAUCGCAUACCUCGCGAUCAGAUAUACGGAUGGUCUGACUCAUCUGUGGUACUAGCGUGGUUGCGUUCUUCGCCACAUGAGUGGAAAACCUUUGUUUCCAAUCGCAUAACAGAAAUUAUAAGUAAUAUUCGGUAUUGCCGUUGGCGGCAUGUUCCGUCUGCAGACAAUCCGGCAGACGCGGCUUCACGCGGAAUGCUUCCCGCCAAUUUUUUACAUCACAGCAUAUGGUUCCGCGGUCCUCACUUCUUAAAAAAGGAUGAGGCUACUUGGCCUGUUUUCAAAGCUACUCAGACACAAGAAGAAAAACGUAACAUUGCAAUUGUUUCCAAUCCAUGCACUUCUUCUUCCACCAACGACGACGUAGAAAUUAUAUCACGUUAUUCAUCCCUGGGUAAACUGGUACGUGUCACUGCUUUAUUAUUCCGUUUCUAUAAAAAAUGUAAGAAGGUUCAAACCCCUCUUUCUAAACAUAUUUCCGUAACCGAGUUCAAUUUUACUUUGAAUCGACUCAUAUUUCUUGUACAACAAUCCGUUUUUCGUGAUGACAUUUACAACCUUUCUAAGGGAAAACUCCCAUCAAAUCAAUUAAGACGCUUAAAUCCCUUUAUUGACUCAAACAAUUUUGUUCGCGUAGGUGGGAGGAUACAUAAGUCCCUUUUACCAUAUGAAUCAAAACACCAAUUAAUCUUCCCCUAA
Molecule: messenger RNA, 1644 nt
Organism: Parnassius mnemosyne (clouded apollo)
Lineage: Eukaryota; Metazoa; Arthropoda; Insecta; Lepidoptera; Papilionidae
Source: the annotation of a GenBank genome assembly